Halichondria panicea is the source of this 348-nucleotide messenger RNA. Its product is annotated as mitochondrial import inner membrane translocase subunit TIM14-like. Bases 1 to 348 code for a protein of 115 amino acids. Gene Ontology annotation, cellular component: PAM complex, Tim23 associated import motor. Gene Ontology annotation, biological process: protein import into mitochondrial matrix. The record is from RefSeq and is a predicted model, not a curated record. The transcript has 2 exons. Gene Ontology annotation, molecular function: ATPase activator activity. NCBI's taxonomy places the organism in Eukaryota, Metazoa, Porifera, Demospongiae, Suberitida, Halichondriidae.
AUGACAUCCUUGAUGCUUGCUGGACUGGGCAUAGCUGGCACUGCCCUGGCGGCUAGGAUACUGAUGGGCAGCUUCAAGCAGUUCCAGAAGUCGGCAUCUCAACUCCCCAAAUCACCAAUGUUCACAAGUUACUACAAAGGUGGAUUUGACCCAAAGAUGUCAAAGAGAGAAGCUGGGUUGAUAUUAGGUAUCAGCCCAUCAUCUCCUAAAGACAGAAUAAAAGAAGUUCAUAAGAAGAUCAUGUUGCUAAAUCACCCGGAUAGAGGAGGAUCACCGUAUCUAGCUACUAAGAUCAACGAAGCAAAAGACUAUCUCGAAACUGGUGGAAAGUCGGCCAGAGGACUAUAG